Molecule: messenger RNA, 885 nt
Organism: Aspergillus campestris IBT 28561
Lineage: Eukaryota; Fungi; Ascomycota; Eurotiomycetes; Eurotiales; Aspergillaceae
Exons: 2
Coding region: 1-885 (294 amino acids)
Source: RefSeq, a predicted model, not a curated record
AUGAACCCAUCAACCCUCCACCACCUAACCACCACCCCAUUGGGCCACCCUCCAGCACGCCUACGGCCCAGCCACCGACCUCCGAACCAACUACGAGCCCUCCAAUCACCCGACAAACAAGCGCGCACAGACGCCUACAACCAGCUCUACAGCAACAUCUACCACCAGUCUGACCGCUACGAAGCAACCGCGCACGCAGUGCCCUAUAUACUCAACAUUCUCUCGAACCCAGCAGCGCCUGACCGGCCGCGCCUGCUCUGCCUCCUGCUGGAUCUAGCUCUGGGCAUUCCUGCUGAGGUGUUGCCGUUGGGAGUUAGGCUUGGGGGCACUUGUGCGGGUGGGGUGUCCAUGUUUGGGAUGUCUCGGACGGACGGGUUGACUAUGGGGUCGUUGCACUACUACUACAACUACAAUCUCCCGCCUACACGCACACUCAACCAACCCCAUCUACUAAUCCGCUGGGCAGCCGCAGUAGCACUCACCCGGCUGGAGCAUCACGCACCAGAACACGUCAACGUGAUAACACAAGCCCUAACCGAUCCAUCGUUCAUCCCCGCUGAGUAUCACGCCGUCUUCCCCUUCUGCGAGGGGGAUUUCAGCAAAUACAGCGCUAAGAUCCUGAGGGGGUUGGACAUGAACGAGUAUCCUGGUGUGGUACCCGCUGUGCUAGAGACAUUGCCUGGCUUGCCGCGUCCGGAUGCAUUGAAUCUAGCUGAAGUAGCUAUGGAGCUUGCGUUGGGUGCUAUGCCUGACGAUGAAGAUGAUGAUGAUGAAGAAGAAGAAGAAGAAGAUAAUGAUGAUGAUGGGGUAUCUGUCGAGCGAAUGAGCGCGCUCCAGCGCCGAACUGUAAUGGCAUUAGCGGAGUGGGAUGAUGAUGAGGCGUGA